This is a messenger RNA of Pezoporus occidentalis (night parrot), 3556 nucleotides long. RefSeq names its product intestinal mucin-like protein. NCBI's taxonomy places the organism in Eukaryota, Metazoa, Chordata, Aves, Psittaciformes, Psittacidae. The record is from RefSeq and is a predicted model, not a curated record. Gene Ontology annotation, molecular function: protein binding. The transcript has 19 exons. Gene Ontology annotation, cellular component: extracellular matrix. The coding region runs from base 193 to 3078 and encodes 961 amino acids.
CACGACCUCCACCUCCACAUACCACUCCUCUACCACGCAGCCCACCUCUUCAGAAAUCAUAUCGCAAACCUACGCCAGCACCACCAGCACCACCAGCCCCACAGCGACGCCUACCAUUUACUACCCCAGCGUGACCUCCCCCACCACCACGUCCACUACCGCCUGUGAGCCCGAGCUGUGCUCCUGGAGCGAAUGGUUCGACGUCGACUUCCCCUCCUCGGGGCCCAACCAGGGAGACUUCGAAACCUACCAGCGCAUCCGCGCCGCCGGGAAGGAAGUCUGUCAACGUCCAAAGGAUAUCGAGUGCCGGGCGGAGGACUACCCCGAGGUCUCCAUCCAGCAGGUCGGACAGGUGGUGCAGUGCGACGUCCACUUUGGGCUGGUGUGCAAGAACGAAGACCAGACUGGCAAGUCGAAGAUGUGCCUCAACUACAGGAUCCGCGUCCUCUGCUGCACCCCGAACUACAACUGCCCAAGCAGCACCUCCUCCCAACGACCAGCCUCACUACCAGUAGUGCCACAUCUGAGUCUUGCUGUACCAGCACUUCUUCUACCCCUAUAUCAAGACCAUGUUUCUGCAAAAUUGGCAGUGUUAUUUUUUCACCUGGUGAAGUGAUUUACAACCGUACAGAUAGUGACGGAUGUAGAUUUUAUGCCAUCUGUAGUCCAACUUGUAUUGUUCAACGACACGCUGUGGAUUGUAACGUUACUCCUCCUCUAACCACUACGUCUCCUGAAUGGUCUACCAUAACAACAACAGUUCCUCUGCCUACAACUUCUGGAAGGCUUCCUUUUCCUGGUUGUGUUUCUGCUACUUACCCUCCUCUUCAACCUGGACAAAGAUACAAAUUAUCCAACUGUACAGAACUCAUCUGUAAGGGAGACAACAAGGUAGAAGUAAUUCCAACGCACUGCCCACCUGUAAAGGAAAUUACCUGUGCAAACAAAUAUCCAGCAAUACUGGUACCUGAUGAAAAUGGCUGCUGUUAUCAUUAUGAAUGUCAAUGUGUGUGCAGUGGAUGGGGUGAUCCACAUUAUAUUACUUUUGAUGGAACCUACUAUACUUUCCUUGAAAACUGUACUUACGUCCUGGUGAAACAGAUUGUGCCUAAAUACGACAACUUCCGUGUUUACAUUGACAAUUAUUACUGCGAUUCAGAAGAUGGACUUUCCUGCCCUAAAUCCAUUAUUAUUUUCUAUAAAUCUGCAGAAGUGCUGCUGACCCGUAAACUCAUGAAUGGUGUGAUGACCAAUGUGAUGUACUUCAACCACAAGAUUGUCAAACCAGGUUUCAAAAAAGAUGGCAUUUCUUUCUCAACACUUGGCAUCAACAUGAUUGUUGAAAUACCAGAGAUUGGUGCAACCAUCACCUUUAGUGGGCUGAUUUUCUCUGUGAAACUUCCAUACAGCAAAUUUGGCAACAACACCGAAGGACAGUGUGGAACAUGUUCAAACAAUAAAGCAGAUGAAUGCCGCUUACCAAAUGGUAAGAUCAUUUCUUCCUGUCCCCAAAUGGCUCAUCACUGGAUUGUUGAUAACAACAAGUCAUGCCAUGGAGUACCAAUACCACCAGUUGUAACUACACCUCCACCAAAGCCUCACUGUGGAAUACCUUCUCUUUGCAACCUUAUCUGGAGCGAGAUUUUUGCAGAAUGCCAUGCUGUAAUACCACCAGAACCAUUUUUCAAAGGCUGUGUUUUUGAUGGAUGUCGUAUAGCUGAUGAAUCCAUGCAGUGCUCCAGUUUGGAGAUAUAUGCUACAGAGUGUGCUGCUAGAGGUGUCUGCAUUGACUGGAGAGGAAAGACCAACAAUACAUGCUCAUACAACUGUCCAUCAAGCUUGGUAUACAAGCCAUGUGGACCCAUUAAUCCUGCUACCUGUGAUCCAAGCUUUGUUGAGCUUCCUGGCUAUGGAGUAACUGAAGGAUGUUUCUGUCCUGAAGGAAAGACACUCAUGAGUGAAGAUAGCAACAUCUGUGUCUCUGAAUGCUCUUGCAGGGAACCAAAUGGAAUAUCCAGAUGGCCAGGAGAAAAGUGGAUGAAAGAUUGUCAGGAAUGCAUCUGUGACAAAUAUACUCUUAAAGUGCACUGUAAAAAACACAAGUGUUCCCUGACACAGCAAGUAUUUUGUGAUGAACCAGGUUAUAUGCCUGUUCAGACACAGAUACCAGAAGACCCAUGCUGUACCAGGACUGAGUGCUACUGCAACACUAGCCUCUGCCCUGAGGUCACACACCAGUGCUUAGAGGGACAGGAAGUUGUCACAAUAAUGCAGCCUGGAAAAUGCUGUCCUACUUUUGAAUGUAGACAUGGCUGUGUAGUCAAUGAAACCUACUACGCACCUGGAGCUGUCAUUCCAUCAGGCUCCUGUGAAGAAUGCACCUGCUCUGAAUCCUCCCAUUCAAGCCCCCACCAGCCUAUUGUCAAGUGCAAGCCAGUUAUCUGUGACACAUACUGCCCAGUGGGUUAUAAGUAUACAAGGAAACCUGGAGAGUGCUGUGGCACGUGCAAGGCAGCAGCCUGUAUAGUGACUGUAGGAGACAUCACACGCGUGCUCCAGGUUGGAGAACUCUGGAACCCACCUGUUGAUAACUGUACAACUUACACAUGUGAAAAAAAUGAUGACCAGUUCAUUCAAGUUGUCUUACAGAAAAGCUGUCCUCCCUUUAACCCUGAUGACUGUGAUCCAGAUGACAUUAAACUAUCUGAUGAUGGCUGCUGUAAAGAAUGCCAAGUAAAACUAAAGAGUUGUAUGAAGCACAAUACUACUACGGUAAUCAAAUAUCAUGGAUGUGUAUCUCCUGCACCAGUUGAGAUGGCAUACUGUGAAGGAAGCUGUGAUGCUUACUCACGAUAUUCUCCAGAGGCAAAUAUGAUGGAACAUAAAUGCUCAUGCUGUCAAGAAAUCAAGACCAGCCAAAGAAAAGUGACUCUGACAUGCAGGGACGGAACCUAUCUUGAUCACUCAUACACCUAUGUGGAGAAAUGCAGCUGUGUGAGCGCUGAGUGCAUUUCCCAAGUCAGCACCCAACAGGCAACAUACCAGAUAAAGACCUCUCAGGAACAAGCAGAUGUCUAAAAUUAGAACUAGAGAAAAGUCAUCAAAAAAGGGCUGAAUGUAAGACUAAAAAAGAAAAACUGAAAAAAAACACAAAAGUGUCAAAAGCAGCUAAAAUUUUGGAUGAACAUAUGAUAUUUUCUGCAUACAAACUCAAUAUGACUGUCUACAUUAUUUCAGUUUUCAUUGCUAAUUUAUCUCCUAUUGUUUUUCAUGUGUUUUCUUUUACACCUUGAGAGGUACAGCAUAAGGUCAUUUUGACAUUUCCUGAUUGUUUGUCUUCUCAGAAGUGCUGUAAUGUAACACUGAAAGCUAGAUUUACACUUACACGAGUCUGUUCUGAGAACAGCAUUCUUUUCUGGCUUGACGCUUGCCUGUGGUGGCAUAACAUGGACACUUGACAAUAUCUAAUAUGUCCAUUAAUGUAGGCUGACCUUUUUAAUGACACUUUCAUUUCAGUUCAUCAACACAAAUCAAAAGCUAAAGUCCAGAAAACAAA